Prunus armeniaca (apricot) is the source of this 501-nucleotide messenger RNA. NCBI's taxonomy places the organism in Eukaryota, Viridiplantae, Streptophyta, Magnoliopsida, Rosales, Rosaceae. The record is from the annotation of a GenBank genome assembly.
AUGCCUGGCAUUGAUCCCCAGAUCAUCUGCCAUUGCCUACACGUCAACCCAGCCAUCAAGUCUGUAGCGCAGAAGAGACGCAACUUCACCCCCGAGUGGGUCGCCAUCAUUGAAGUCGAGAUCGACAAGCUUCUCGCUGCUUGUUUCAUUGAAGAAGUCUCAUACGCAGAAUGGCUGGCGAACGUUGUUCUAGUAGCAAAGAAAGAUAAAGGCAUGUGGAGAGUGUGCGUCGACUAUACUGACCUCAACAAGGCAUGUCCUAAAGAUAACUUUCCACUGCUGAGAAUUGACCAGCUCGUCGAUUCAACUUCCGGCAAACAACUGCUAAGCUUCAUGGACGCCUACUCCAGCUACAACCAGAUCAUGACGCAUGAAGACGACAAGGCAAAGACCUCUUUCAUCAUCGAAAGAGGUACCUACUGCUACAAGGUCAUGCCCUUUGGGCUGAAGAAUGCUUGGGCAACCUACCAAAGGCUGGUGAACAAAAUUUUCAAGGAGUAA